This is a messenger RNA of Guyanagaster necrorhizus, 984 nucleotides long. RefSeq lists its product as uncharacterized. Lineage: Eukaryota; Fungi; Basidiomycota; Agaricomycetes; Agaricales; Physalacriaceae. The record is from RefSeq and is a predicted model, not a curated record. The transcript is spliced from 5 exons. Bases 1 to 984 code for a protein of 327 amino acids.
AUGCCUUUCUCAGAGGCCCACCCCGACUCCCACUACCACUACGAUGCAUCCGGCAUCUAUGCGUCGUCUUCAGAUAGUGACGGUCCUCGUACUCCCAGCUACCCGUCUCCAGAGGCAUAUUCUUAUUCGCCCGUCCAGUUCUACCCGUUAACUGAGGGCUCUGCUCCACUUUGGCCCACUCACACUUGCGCACCCGACGUCACAUUGCCGGCAGAUGUACCACUUCAUGCUCCGGUUCCUCUUCCCCCCUCGUCGUCACUGUUUUAUCCCGAAACCCCAGCAGGAAGUUACCCCAUUCAAGAGGCACCUUUCCGGCCCGGUUCAUCGUAUCCGUUGCUCGGCAAUUAUUCUUCUCACUCCCUGCUUUUUCCAGUGUCACAUACCGAUAAAUUCCCCCAGCGCAGUCAUCCAGAACUAGUACCUCUACAACCAUCCGUGCCUUUGGAAACUCCUCCUCUCGAACCUUUUGUAAAUUUUUGCAACAGCAACCCCUCCCACCGAGCCCUCUUAACCUUUCCCACUCCCAGCGAGCUACUUAAAGACCAACCGUCUGAAUCUUUUGCUCAUGAUUUUGGUCCCGACAAGGCCGAUACCGCCAGGAAAGCCCGCCGUCGUGCUAUGGCAAGGAGUAUCGGAUUUCCGCCAACAGAUCUGGACUCCAUCUCUUCACAUGAAAAAAAAAGGCACUAUCUCGAAUGCUUGGAACGAUAUGUGAUAUAUUUACAUGAGCAGCUCAACCUCACUGGCGCCCAACCUGUUCCUCUGGAGCGGGUUUCCAAUUAUCGCGGUCUCAGUAGCCGUUCCAUAAGGACGCUGCUGGUACAUAUGGAAAAUACGACGCGAAAGCUUAAUCUCCAAUGCGUGACGGAGGAGCAUAGGUUCUUGUCUCUUCGCGAUGUCCUCAUCAAGCAGGAGGCUACCGUCGCGGCGCUGAAGCAAUGUCAGCCACAUCCGAGUCCAACUGAACUGGAAGCAACGGAAUAG